Molecule: messenger RNA, 734 nt
Organism: Dioscorea cayenensis subsp. rotundata (Guinea yam)
Lineage: Eukaryota; Viridiplantae; Streptophyta; Magnoliopsida; Dioscoreales; Dioscoreaceae
Exons: 2
Coding region: 11-670 (219 amino acids)
Source: RefSeq, a predicted model, not a curated record
AUCAACAUUAAUGGCUUCCAUUUCCAAGCCAUUGAAUGGAGAAAGAAGACUCUUUGAGCUUCUUGAAGAACAACAAGAGCCAUUUCUCUUAGAUGUCUAUCUUUUAGAGAAUGGUUACUCUGAUAACAAGAUGUUUGAUUCUCAUUCUCAAGCUUUGUGUUGGCCUAGCAUUGUUGCAUGCAAGACACUCAAAAGAAUGAGUACCAAGACAUUCAGAAGAAGAACAAGAAGAAGAAGACAUAGUUUUUUUCGAUGCAUUGUUAGAAAAGCAUUGGAUUGGAGUCAUCAUCAAAAUGACUGCAAGGCCUUGAAGUUCGAUCGGUUAUCCUUCUCCGGCGAUGACUCUUCUCCGUCAAGCCCCGUCUCGGUUCUCGACUUGAAUUCCAAUGACUAUAGUUCUUUGAAAGAUGAUUAUGAUGAUGGUGAAUUCGAUCUUUUCGAAGAACUUAUUAUGAAGACUUCAAGUGAGAAAGAGAAGGAUAAAGAGAAAGCAAUGGAAUCAAUUGAAAGUGAAAGAAGAGAUAUAUCAAACAUAUCAAAUUUGAUAGCUUUGGAUGUAUUGAAAUCAAGCAAGGAAUGGAACCAUUUUGAGCAUGAAAUCAAAGAGAUUGGAAUGCAAAUUGAAGCUGAAAUCUUUGAAGAACUUAUUGUAGACUUGCUUGGAUUUUAGAAGCGAAAUAGUUUGUAAAAUUUUGCUUUUUUUUUUUUUGUAAUUACUUAUUAAUUUACUAUUA